GUCUCUUUAAAAAGUUGGACUGAAGUUUUUUAAACCCGUUUCGCAGGUGAUAAGUGCACUGGGUAGUACUCUGUUUUAUUUGAACCAAGUUUUCGUAUUAAAAGGUGGUCUGAGAUCUAACCAUGACCUCCAAGGGAAAUUCACUAGUCCGCUGCUUUCAGAUCACGCUAAUCCUGGGCAAUGCAAUGAUUAUGUGUUUGGGUAUAACUUUGUCUGCCAUGUGCAUCUUCUUCUUGUCGGAUCACAGUUUAAUUUACACCAUGGUCUAUGAAAGUGGCAAUGAUUCCAUCUUCAGAGGCACUUGGAUUGGGCUGUUCACUGGACUGGCCUACUUUUGUACUUCCAUUCUCGGAAUGUACUGCAUAAUGAAGUCCAAACGGAUUCUCUUGCUGGUGUACCUUCUUCUCAUGGUGUUCAUCUUUUGCUUCGAAACUGCGUCAUGUAUUACAGCUAUAACACACGGAGAUUAUUUCGUUCCCAACAUGUUCCUGAAGCAGAUGCUCAGAAGGUACAACAAGCCUUUGCCUGAUGAAAUCCCCAGCACCCUGGAUGAAAUCUACAUGACCACUGGCAUCACCCGUACCUGGAACCGUUUUAUGUUUGAACAAAAUUGUUGUGGAGUCUAUGGACCCCAAGACUGGUUAAAUUACACCUCUGAGUUCAGAUCACAGAAUUCAGAUGCAGAUUUCCCUUGGCCAAGACAGUGCUGUCAGCAAGAUACACAGGGGCAGAUUACAAACCUGCAAGCAUGCAAAAUUGGACUCCAGCCCUUCCUUUACACAAGGGGUUGCUUUGAUUUUAUGGGUGGACCGUUGCAAAGACAAGCCUGGGGUGUGGGGUGGUUUGGAUUUGCAAUUCAGUGUUGGACUUUCUUUGUGAUCGUUGGGGCGAUAUACUACUAUGUCAAACUCAACUAAUAAUGAAGUCAAGAGGGAGAACAAAACUACAAAAAUUGGAUAAAGACUGUAUUAACUACUAAUCUACCAUUUAUCUGCCAAUAUGGAGGAUUAAGGAAAACAAUGAACUAAACUUAUGAAGUAUUGGUCAUGUUGAGUUUCUACUGAAGAAAUCCUUCCCUUCUACUUUUAUUUUUGUUUUUUGACUGUAGUGAUACAAUUUGUAAAUCUAGGUAAAGACAUAUAGAACAGAAGAUCUAUUUUGUAGUUCUCGCCUGUGCUUCUUGAAAGACAAAUUAAAAUGUGUUAUUUUUGCAUCAAUUAACAAUGGUUAGGAAUUUUUUAAAAGUGAGAAUAUAUUAAAUAUUGAGCAUUACAUAUUUGUAUAGUUUGGAUUUAUUUUAAGGGAGGGAAAGUUUGGAGUUUAUAUUGCCAUAGGGUUGUAACAGUGUUUGCUAGAUUGAAAACUGAACCCCAUUAAGUACUUGUCUUGUGCAGUUUGAGAUGACAGUUGACCAAUAUUUGUCAAAUAAUCACACAUUUAUUAAUCAGUGAUAAUGUAAAAUAAAGUGCAAUUUCUCAUGCAA
Polyodon spathula (Mississippi paddlefish) is the source of this 1483-nucleotide messenger RNA. Its product is annotated as uroplakin-1b-like. The record is from RefSeq and is a predicted model, not a curated record. The coding region runs from base 123 to 917 and encodes 264 amino acids. Gene Ontology annotation, cellular component: membrane. Lineage: Eukaryota; Metazoa; Chordata; Actinopteri; Acipenseriformes; Polyodontidae. The transcript is spliced from 8 exons.